AUGUCGGCGCGAGAUCGACAAGUCGCGCAGGACCUGGCCCAAGCAUGCCGUGAGACGGCUGCGCAAGCUAUUGCUGCGACGACGGCAUCAGGGCAAGCCAGUGUUGUGUACCACAACCGAGGCAAGUUUGGCAGCAGAAAAGAGGCCAUGAAUGCCAAGAUUGCUGCCGCGAAAGCCAAGCGGGAGGCCAAGGAAGCUGGAGGGGUGUGAUGAAGGACUCUAACGUUAUAUCUAGUUUUUCCUUAACGAGAUGACUAUUCUUACCUACUA
Molecule: messenger RNA, 270 nt
Organism: Aphanomyces astaci
Lineage: Eukaryota; Oomycota; Saprolegniomycetes; Saprolegniales; Verrucalvaceae
Exons: 2
Coding region: 1-210 (69 amino acids)
Source: RefSeq, a predicted model, not a curated record